Molecule: messenger RNA, 1598 nt
Organism: Chilo suppressalis (striped riceborer)
Lineage: Eukaryota; Metazoa; Arthropoda; Insecta; Lepidoptera; Crambidae
Source: the annotation of a GenBank genome assembly
UCCAGGAAUAUGCAGAGACAGCCAUGAACGAGCUGCUGGGCUGGUACGGUUACGAGCGGCUCGAGCUGCGCCGGUGGGCGGCCUCGCGCGCGCGCGAUGGUGGGAGCCCUGAGCAGACUGCCGAGCAAAAGAACAAAGACGAGUGUUCGUGGUGUAACAAGAGCAUCACGAGCGAGAGUGGCGCCCUUCAGCAGGCAGGCGCGACAUUCUGCUCCGAGCUAUGCUUCAGCCAAUCGCGGCGCGCCAACUUCAAACGCGCCAAAACCUGUGAUUGGUGCCGCCAUGUCAGACACACAGUCGCUUACGUGGAUUUUCAGGACGGUGCUACUCAAUUGCAGUUCUGCUCCGACAAAUGCCUCAAUCAAUACAAGAUGCACAUUUUCUGUCGGGAGACGCAGGCGCAUCUCGAUCUCAAUCCUCACCUGGUGAACGCUUCGUCGUCCUCUAACCUCAUCACCCCCGAACUUUGGCUCAAAAACUGUAAAAGUAGAUCCACCUCACCUACUUCUGAAAGAUCAGGGUCACCCCCACAUGAAGGCACAGCCAAAACGAAUUCAGAAAAAAUAGAGGCUCCAAAGUCUACUACGAAGUCACCACUACCGCUAAUAACCAUAGCGCCGACCUCGAAACUGAUGAAACCGAAAGGACCAUCCGAAGAGCGGACGACUGUGCAGAAGUCACCUGAAACCAAAAAAGAGACCAGGACCAACAAAAUGAACUUGAGGAAACGCAGGACUUCAAAGUGUUCCGCUACGGUGACGUCACAAACCGCCAGGCAGAGGACAGCGACGCCGAAAGCCCAAGAUCUUCGGAUCUGUAGCCCCUCUGUAGACGGCUCGUCCCCUGCGUCCAUCGUCAACGGCGCCAUUCAUUCCCCACCGCAUCCUGUGAACCCUCACGCUGUACCCCCUCCCCCGUUCCCCAAUCCCUUAUACGGAGUGCCACCGCCCAUCUUCAUGGAAAACGGCCACAUCAAUGAUAUUCGACACCCGAACAUGUUUCCGCCGCGGUUUAACUUUCCGCCCCGACUAGGUAUUCCCAUACACCAAGAAAGACCUCGUAUUCCACCUCCUAUGAACUUCCCACCGGUUCUAGGCCAGGCUCCGCCUGUAACGGUACUAGUACCGUACCCUGUGGUGCUCCCAAUACCCCUUCCUAUACCUAUACCGAUGCCUUUAUCGGCAUUCAUACGGGCACAUUGUGCGACUAAAAUUAAAACUGAAACUAGGACUGAUGAUAGCGAAGGACCUUUAGACUUCACAAUGAAUAGCGAGAAAAAUAAAGAUGAAGACAAUAGUGUCAACGGUGAAGUGAAUACAGAUGUACCAGAAAGCAAUGAGCACAAUGAACAAACUAAUGAUAAUAAUAAGCGGAUAGAAGAAGAGAAAGUUGUGGAUGAAAGUGCUGAAACAGUUAACCCUGAGCAGACGUUACCGAAGUUCAAAAUAACGCGGUUAGGGAAUAAAAUGGCGAAGAUCGUCACCAAGCCGAGGGAAACUUCAGAAUCUUCUAGGCCUUUGAGGAAACGGCGAAGACUCGUGGAGGCUACCGAUGAAGACGUUCUCAUUCCAAAAACAAGAAAAAUUGUUCAAGUAUAA